Thlaspi arvense is the source of this 2761-nucleotide messenger RNA. The record is from the annotation of a GenBank genome assembly. NCBI's taxonomy places the organism in Eukaryota, Viridiplantae, Streptophyta, Magnoliopsida, Brassicales, Brassicaceae.
CAAAAUUGUUUCCAAUAAUUUUUGGGGAAACCACUACGCAUCUUUGUCGAGAACCCCACCACCGCCGGGCUCAUCUUCUUCGAACCACCUCCUCUCUCCGAUCUGGGGAUUCCCCGAGCGCUCUUCCUCUUGUGCUUAAUCCCCUUCUCUUAAGACUCCACUUGAAUCUUCACUCGCGAGUUUCCACUUCCUCUUUAUCUCAAGUUUGUCUAGAGAUCCCAUUUUUAAUACCCAACAAGGCAUAAUCGCCAUGGUCAAGAGCCGCCAAGCAUUUUAUCGCCGCCAAAUCGGCUAACUCUGCAACGAAGACUUCCCCAUUUUGGUAAUUAGGUUUUAUGUGCUGUCACCAUCUCUUAGACCACUCCUACAUGAAGCUUUCCUAAGAGAGGAGAAGGUCGAACAUGGGAGCUCUUGCUCAAAUAGUACCGUGGGUUCCAGAAGACGACCUGCUUCUAAAGAACGCCAUAGAGGCUGGUGCAUCUUUGGAAUCGCUUGCUAAAGGCGCUGUGCAGUUUUCUAGAAGAUUUUCUAUCAGAGAGCUUCAAGAUCGAUGGCAUGCGCUACUAUAUGAUCCUGUUGUUUCUGCAGAGGCGUCGUUUCGGAUGACUGAGCUCGAGCGUACGAACCCUAAUUUUCCUACAAAGUUUGCGAGAACUGGAUAUUCAAAAGAGUACAAGACUUCAUCUAGGAAGAGGACAGCUGAAAAGCUCAGGAGUACUUAUCAUUCCUUGCGCAAGAAAUUUCGCACCGAGUCAUUCAAUUCCUUGGAUCUAGGUUUUCUCGUCCCAGCGAACGACACCCAUUUCAUGGAUAAUGGUGACGCAACACAUCUUGGUCUUGAAGACUCUCACAUGGAUAUUAUCCACAGUGCGUUCCCAGAUAUCUUGGGUGAUGACGGCUGCGUGACGAAUCAUGUUGUGCCAGAAGAUAAUCUGCAGGGAAACAUCUCCUACGUAGGAGGAGAAAAUCUCACCUUUUCUGAACAUGCUGGUCCUUCUGAAUGUGGCGCGGUUCAUCAAGGUUCCAAGCAGAAGCUAGAGGUUUCUGCUCAUGAGCCGAAACCCACAAUGGGUAGUACUGAUUGUUUCCUGGCGCAGCUUUCAACUUCUCUUUUCGAAGACGAGGAACCGUUCAUGGAUGUAGAUGGCAAAGAAGUCGACAAGUCGUAUUAUGAUGGUCUUAGCUCACUGUUGGUGAACCAGACAAAUGAUACAAAUAGCGGGGCGGCUUUGCUUAUUUCCACCACCGAGCAUGAUCCUUCCAGCUCACAAACUCAUCCAGUAGGUGCAGCUCCGGAUGUUCAUGCGAUCCCUAACUCCUCUGCUUUAGAUCCUCAUCCUGAGAUUGUUGAUGGUGUUAUCUGCUGUUUACUAAACCAAGAAAGUCCUGAUAUUCCGUGUAAUGAUGACAUUUUUCCGUCCAACAACUGCCAUCCAAUGUCAGUGUCUUCGUUAGCGAGGCGGAACUUUAAAGAUACAAAUAACCCAAUAGCUUCAUGUGUUGCCACUAGUGGAAGGCAUGAAGUCCAGACACAUAAGAAGACACCAGGACGUUUGCAAGGGUCUUCUCAAGCAAAGCUAGAGAUAGGUCAACCAAGUCAAGGUAUCAAAUCCAGGGCGUUGACUAGUCAUGAGUCACAUAACACUGCUGCUCCUUGUGCUUCUACUGGUUCUACACAGGCUUCCUCACUCACUCUGCUUUCUGACGGUGCUGGUACGAAAGAUGGAAACAGAGAGAUGGCCGGUGGAAACCUUGUGGUCAGAUUUGAUAGUCAUGGAAACUACAACGAGAAGGAUAGUGGAAAUAGUAAAGAGGAACAAGAUGUACUACCUGUAAUUGAAGUGCCACAUGCAAAAGAUGCUGAUGUUGGCCUGAUAGAGAUUUCAGACCCUGAGCUGGAGAUCACUCAAACAGAAGCUGACGGGCAUGUUUUUGAGAGUGACGAGGACUUACCGAGUUAUUCUGACAUUGAGGCUAUGAUACUCGACAUGGACUUGGAUCCUGAUGACCAAGAUAAUUUUGAUCUUGAAGUGUCCAAGUAUCAGAGCCAAGACAUGAAAAGAACGAUUAUAAGACUCGAACAGGCUGCUUAUUCAUAUAUGCAAAGAGCCAUUGCAUCCCGUGGCGCAUUCGCUGUUUUAUAUGGUAGAUAUUCAAAACACUACAUCAAGAAACCUGAGGUUCUGGUGGGUAGAUCAACAGAAGAUCUCUCGGUGGACAUUGAUUUGGGAAGAGAAAAGCGAGGCAGCAAAAUAUCUCGACGCCAGGCGAUCAUACGAUUGGGUGAUGAUGGAUCGUUUUAUAUGAAAAACCUGGGGAAGUAUGCAAUCUCAGUAAAUGAGAAGGAAGUAGAUCCUGGACAGAGUUUAAUCCUCAAAUCUGAUUGUCUGAUUGAGAUACGAGGAAUGCCUUUUAUAUUUGAGACAAACCAAAGUCGGAUGAAAGAGUACCUGAGGAGAACAGGGAAAGUGAAUUAAGACCAGAGCGAGAGUAAGUGUUCUAUGUGUAUUCGCUUGUGAAGUUGAAUGAUAUAUCUCUUGUGUUGUGAUGUUACCUGAACAACAUGUUUUGUAGAUCUUUUAUUUACGUCUGUAGUUUUGCAACAUGCAUAGUUGACCCUGUUUUAAUUGUUAAAUCUUAAAUACAACUCGACCGCAACUGAACUUGUUGUCUUUUAACCAAAAGAAUGAAGUGUUCUUGGAGUUUUGUUACAAAAAGAACUUGUUGGAUGUGUCGUAUCAAUGUUAAAUGAUUGGUUUCG